Vombatus ursinus (common wombat) is the source of this 6826-nucleotide messenger RNA. It is a transcript of the gene PIK3CA, whose product is annotated as phosphatidylinositol-4,5-bisphosphate 3-kinase catalytic subunit alpha. The record is from RefSeq and is a predicted model, not a curated record. Bases 409 to 3615 code for a protein of 1068 amino acids. NCBI's taxonomy places the organism in Eukaryota, Metazoa, Chordata, Mammalia, Diprotodontia, Vombatidae. Gene Ontology annotation, biological process: phosphatidylinositol-mediated signaling; phosphatidylinositol 3-kinase/protein kinase B signal transduction; cell migration. Gene Ontology annotation, cellular component: plasma membrane; phosphatidylinositol 3-kinase complex, class IB; phosphatidylinositol 3-kinase complex, class IA. The transcript has 21 exons. Gene Ontology annotation, molecular function: 1-phosphatidylinositol-3-kinase activity; 1-phosphatidylinositol-4-phosphate 3-kinase activity.
UAAGAAAAUAACCACAUGCAAAAUUCAGGAUUGGCAGUUUCAUGCCAUCAGCAAGAAGGAGAGGAUCAGCAAGGGAUUCCACCUACCCAAGUGGCAAAGAGUCAGCCUGGACCAUAUCAUUAUCCUGGAAGUCAAAGAGCUUUGGCAGCCACAAGAACAUUCACAGUUGGGUCUCCUUCCCUGCUGUCCCAGGGUCUGCCCUCGAGUAUUAGCUCUCCUACUUUCAGGACCCAUUUCCUGGAAAGGCAUACCAUAUGGAGCCCCUGGCUUCCCUAUUCCAUUUGUAACCGAGCCCUAUGCAGGGCCAACCGUGGAGGAGUGACCCAAGCAGGGUCUCACUUCUGGAUGAGCGACAUAUUUAGAUGCUUAAAAUAAUUUUAUAUGUAAGACCACCAAAAUAUUAGAACCAUGCCUCCAAGACCAUCAUCUGGUGAAUUGUGGGGCAUCCAUUUGAUGCCCCCAAGAAUCUUAGUAGAAUGUCUCCUACCUAAUGGAAUGAUAGUGACUUUAGAAUGCCUCCGUGAGGCUACAUUAGUAACUAUUAAACAUGAGCUAUUUAAAGAAGCAAGGAAAUACCCUCUUCACCAGCUCCUUCAGGAUGAAACUUCUUACAUUUUCGUAAGUGUUACUCAAGAAGCAGAAAGAGAAGAAUUUUUUGAUGAAACACGGCGACUUUGUGACCUACGGCUUUUUCAGCCUUUUCUAAAAGUCAUCGAACCUGUAGGCAACCGAGAAGAAAAAAUUCUCAAUCGAGAAAUUGGUUUUGCUAUUGGUAUGCCUGUUUGUGAAUUUGAUAUGGUUAAAGAUCCAGAAGUACAAGACUUCCGAAGAAAUAUUCUUAAUGUCUGUAAAGAAGCUGUGGACCUGAGGGAUGUCCACGCGCCCCAUAGUAGAGCAUUAUAUGUCUAUCCUCCAAAUGUAGAAUCUUCACCAGAAUUGCCAAAGCACAUAUACAAUAAAUUAGAUAAAGGGCAAAUAAUAGUGGUGAUUUGGGUGAUAGUUUCCCCAAACAAUGACAAGCAGAAGUACACUUUAAAAAUCAAUCAUGACUGUGUACCAGAACAUGUGAUCGCUGAAGCAAUCCGGAAAAAAACACGGAGUAUGUUGCUGUCAUCUGAGCAGCUGAAGCUCUGUGUUUUAGAGUAUCAGGGAAAAUACAUUUUAAAAGUGUGUGGAUGUGAUGAGUAUUUGCUAGAAAAAUAUCCUCUUAGCCAAUAUAAGUACAUAAGAAGCUGUAUAAUGCUUGGUCGGAUGCCCAAUCUGAUGCUGAUGGCUAAAGAAAGUCUUUACACCCAGCUACCACUGGACACUUUUACAAUGCCAUCUUAUUCCAGGCGAAUCUCCACAGCCACGCCAUACAUGAAUGGAGAAGCUUCAACCAAAUCCCUUUGGGGCGUAAAUAGUGCACUCCGCAUAAGAAUUCUCUGUGCAACUUAUGUAAAUGUAAAUAUUCGAGACAUUGACAAGAUCUAUGUUCGAACAGGUAUCUGCCAUGGGGGAGAGCCAUUAUGUGACAAUGUGAAUACUCAAAGAGUACCUUGUUCCAAUCCCAGAUGGAAUGAAUGGCUAAUGUAUGAUAUGUACAUUCCUGAUCUUCCACGUGCUGCUCGACUUUGCCUUUCCAUUUGUUCUGUUAAAGGCAGGAAAGGGGCAAAAGAGGAACAUUGCCCAUUGGCUUGGGGAAAUAUCAACCUCUUUGAUUAUACAGACACUUUGGUAUCGGGAAAAAUGGCUUUGAAUCUGUGGCCAGUACCUCAUGGAUUAGAAGAUUUGCUGAAUCCUAUUGGAGUUACUGGGUCAAAUCCCAAUAAGGAAACUCCAUGUUUAGAGCUGGAAUUUGACUGGUUUAGCAAUCCCGUGAAGUUCCCAGAUAUGUCAGUGAUUGAAGAACAUGCUAAUUGGACCGUGUCUCGAGAACUAGGAUUUAACUAUUCCCAUGCUGGGCUGAGUAAUAGGAUAGCUCGAGAUAAUGAAUUAAGAGAAAAUGAUAAAGAACAACUCCGGGCAAUUUGUACACGAGACCCUCUGUCUGAGAUCACUGAGCAAGAAAAGGACUUUCUAUGGAGUCACAGGCAUUAUUGUGUCAAUAUACCAGAAAUUCUACCUAAACUUCUUCUGUCUGUUAAGUGGAAUUCUAGAGAUGAAGUAGCCCAGAUGUAUUGCUUGGUAAAAGAUUGGCCCCCAAUCAAACCAGAACAGGCCAUGGAACUUUUGGACUGUAAUUAUCCAGACCCUAUGGUUCGAGCUUUUGCUGUUCGAUGCUUGGAGAAAUAUUUAACUGAUGACAAACUUUCUCAGUACUUAAUUCAACUAGUUCAGGUUCUGAAGUAUGAACAAUAUUUGGAUAACCUGCUUGUGAGAUUUUUACUCAAGAAAGCACUAACAAAUCAAAGGAUAGGACACUUUUUCUUUUGGCAUUUAAAGUCUGAAAUGCAUAAUAAAACUGUCAGCCAAAGAUUUGGCUUGCUUUUGGAGUCGUACUGCCGAGCAUGUGGGAUGUAUCUAAAACAUUUGAAUCGGCAGGUAGAGGCCAUGGAGAAACUGAUUAACCUCACCGACAUUCUCAAACAGGAGAAGAAGGAUGAGACACAAAAGGUACAGAUGAAGUUCUUGGUUGAGCAAAUGAGACGGCCUGAUUACAUGGAUGCUUUACAAGGCUUUAUCUCUCCCCUUAACCCUGCUCAUCAACUAGGAAAUCUCAGGCUUGAAGAGUGUCGCAUUAUGUCCUCUGCAAAAAGACCACUGUGGUUGAAUUGGGAGAACCCAGACAUCAUGUCAGAGUUACUAUUUCAGAACAAUGAGAUCAUCUUUAAAAAUGGGGAUGACUUACGACAGGAUAUGCUAACCCUUCAGAUCAUUCGAAUUAUGGAAAAUAUCUGGCAAAAUCAAGGUCUUGAUCUUCGGAUGCUACCUUAUGGUUGUCUAUCGAUUGGGGACUGUGUUGGCCUCAUUGAGGUGGUCAGAAAUUCUCACACUAUCAUGCAGAUUCAGUGUAAAGGUGGCCUGAAAGGGGCCUUGCAGUUCAACAGCCAUACGUUACAUCAGUGGCUCAAAGACAAGAAUAAAGGAGAGAUAUAUGAUGCAGCCAUUGAUUUGUUUACACGUUCGUGUGCUGGAUACUGCGUGGCGACCUUCAUUUUGGGAAUUGGUGAUCGCCACAAUAGCAAUAUCAUGGUGAAAGAUGAUGGACAACUAUUUCACAUAGACUUUGGACACUUUUUGGAUCACAAGAAAAAGAAAUUUGGUUAUAAACGAGAGCGUGUGCCCUUCGUCUUGACGCAAGAUUUCUUAAUUGUGAUUAGUAAAGGAGCCCAAGAAUGCACAAAGACAAGAGAAUUUGAGAGAUUUCAGGAAAUGUGCUAUAAGGCUUACUUAGCUAUUCGGCAACAUGCCAAUCUCUUCAUCAAUCUUUUCUCUAUGAUGCUUGGCUCUGGAAUGCCUGAACUGCAGUCUUUUGAUGAUAUCGCAUAUAUUCGAAAGACCCUGGCCUUGGAUAAGACUGAGCAGGAGGCUUUGGAGUAUUUCAUGAAGCAAAUGAAUGAUGCUCACCAUGGUGGCUGGACAACCAAAAUGGACUGGAUUUUCCAUACAAUCAAGCAGCACGCUUUGAACUGAAGCAGGAGCCUCAGGGCUGCUCCACACUGCUCUCACUGUCAGCAGGCCAAGGCUGCUCGUGUAGGAAUCGCACAAACCAUGAACAGCAUUAGGAUCGACAGCAAGAACCGAGAUUAGCUCUUUCUUCUACCAUUGAAACAACGUCAACACAAACAGGGUUUGAUAGCACUAAACUAGUACAUUUCAGAAUUAAGCUUUAGUCUAAUGCGCAAUUUCAUGUUAUGCCUUAAGUCCAAAAAGGUAAACUUCGAAGAUUGUUUGUAUCAUUUUUUUAAAAAAACAAAGGAAAAUAUAUAGAAACUGGUGGUUAAGGAGAGAGAAUAAUGUUCUUUUUGUUUUGCAAAUGUUGUAUGUUUUGAAACACGAAAGCGACAAAGUCUGUCAUAACUUCAAGUCCAAGGAAACCAGAGAGUGGUGUUGAGCUGCAUGAGAAUUGCUAAGAAUGAAAAUCCAUCACUUUUCCAUUGUAGUCAAUUUAUAGUUUGAAGUGAGUUUUUUGACUCCCAGUUCUCAUGAAGAAAAACACUUGGGGUGGAACAGAAUCUUUAAAUUUCAUUAGGGACUUUUUCCUUUUUAAAAAAUCAAACCUUUUGAUGACUUUGGGCCUUAUCUGCAUAGUUUGGGGAGCAAGUAGAAAUGAGACCUUUUAGAAGGUGCUUUUCCUGGACAAGCAUUUACAAGGAUUCAAUUGUUCAUUUCCCAGGGAAAUUCUGAGCUCCUAUGGAAAAUAAACUGCCAUAGAAAAGGAAUGAGAAGGACUAGCUGUCAUGUACCAAAAUCGUGCAGUGUUCACCUUAGGUUUGACAUUUUCCCCACUUUUUGCAAUUGAACUGAAUACAUUUUUCAUGCAUGUUUUCCAGAACCUAGAAGAAAGUAUUAAUGUUAUUAAAAGAUUAUUUUUUAUAAAAGGCUAUUUAUAUUAUAAAAACUAUCAUUAAUAUAUACUCUUUAUUUAGAUUAUCUGUCCCAUAGUCAUGCAUUUAUUUUACAGCCUCAAAUAUUUUGGUAUAAGAUUCAGUCAUCCGUAGUGACAUAAUCAGUCAUUCUCUUGGUCUUUGAGAGAAGCCCAGGCACCCUUCCAUAAUGUACACCGUUGCCCAGGGAUACACCGUUAAAGUUGGCGAAAUAUCCUGCUCAGGACCAUCUCUUUCCUACUUUUCACUUUUAUCCUACUCUUUCUCUCCUACCAAAAGAAAUGCAAUCAGUUUAAAUCAGCUCAGUCAAAUCCAGAUUCUUGUCCUGUUGGCAUUAACCUUCUCCUAAAGUAGAAGCACUUAUAAAGAAAGGAUCCUUCCAAGCAGCAGGGAAAAAGAAGCCAGGACCGUUGUCUCUUUGCAGGCUCUCUGCCUAUAUCUCCUUGUAAAUGGAACCCAAGGUGAUUAAAAUUGGUUCCCACUUGAAUGUGGCCAUAGGCCAUUUUCCAAGUUUCUUAAGUUGCACUUAAUCCCAGGAUAAAUUCAUAAACAUUUGGAAGAAGUGAUUCACCCCCUUUUUUUGGUUGGGAGUUGCAAGAGAAGGGGUUAGGUUGUGAGGACGCUAUCCUCACUAUAGACCUAGCAUUCCACAUGGUAUUUGGAGUAAAUGCCCACGGACCUAGGAAACAGCUUCCGCAGAUGUCUUUGUGCCACAGGGGAAAAAAAAAGUGCAAUAAUGAAGAGGGGCUGGCAAGUGUCUAGAUUAGGCAUGAUAUUGGAAUAUAACUAUAAAAACUGUACAUUAUGUUCUCUGUCUUGGUAAUGAGCUAUUGAAUGGUUUACUUCAUUUAGAAAAAGUUCUUUAAUGAAAUUAGUUACUUACCCUACAGCCUUGGAUCAAGCAAACCAGGGCCUGUAAUGCCAAGAUUCCUAAAACCUAUUUGGCUAUUUUAGGACGCAUAUGGAUAUAGGGUCCCUAGAGUUAGUUGUUGAAGACUUAGGUACUUUAUUAAAGCAUGUAAAUAAUACUGUCUUAGUGAAAGCCACUGAGAAAAAUAAAUUUGGAGUAUUGGGAUAUUCAUUUUUCAUAUUUAUAAUUGACUGUCUCAGAACAAUUCAACAGAUUUUAAACCUUUUGUUGUUAAGUCUUUGGUAACUGUUCUCCUUUGCAGUUAUGAAAGCUUUCAUAGCUAACAGAUUCCAUCUUCUCAUUUGACACAUAACCAUGAUGUGUCUUUACUAAUUGGCACUUGACACAUGCUGCAUUUUCCUUUUUUCAUUAUCAGGGAUUGAUUGUGGAAAACUCUGUGAAAUAGUAAACAUCUGAAACCCUGAUCAGGUUCCUUAAAGUUAUAACAGAGAAUGAUGUUUUUACCCAGAUGUCCCUAAAGCAGUAUUUUAUGAGUCUCCUUGCACAGAAACAAAAUAUUUGCAUUGCCCACAUCAGUACAGAUCACUUUCUAGGGCCCUGGUGAAAAUUUGUGCAUGAAUUACUGCGGCUAAAUUAAUUUAGUUUCAAUUUAUCUGAACUGUGUAGAAGAAUUCAGGAAAAAAAAAGAAAAAAAAAACAGGAGCCAAACUAAGUGACCUGAAAACAAGCUGAAUUGUAAACAGAUCAAAGCAGAAUAGAGCUUAGGAAAAGAAAAGCUGAAAAAGAGAAAGGAGAAAAGGAGGAUUCCAAAAGGACGAGCCAUUGCAGUUUGAAGUAAGCUAAUCGUCAGAUGAUUCCAAUUGAUUUCAGGUCAGAAGUCAUGUAACAGGCUCUAAAAUUACUUAACUGUUGGGAUUGCCUCAAUUCCCAAAACCACCUCUCUGAACCGUUGUAACUGUCAACUUCCAGUAUCAUUGGCUCUCCCAGGAAAUAUUUUCUUGCCUAAUCAUUUGGAGAAAGAGAAAUGGAGCACAUUUUUGAAGAGCAGAAGCCCUAACAUUUAAUACAUCCCAGAAAGAAAUCCAAAAACCUGCUUGACCUUUCAGCAUAGUCUCUUCCUAAAGGGACACACCCAUUUGGAAGGCUGUGAAAUGUGUCUCUAAAUCAGAGAGAAGAUUUUAUUUGACGUUUUACCGUAGAGCUUGUUUCUCUUGGUUCUUAAGUGUCACCUGUAAAAUUGUGUCAAAAAUAAUCAAUUCUGAGAUUUGUCCCAUAAUCAAUUUGUGUUUAUAAGCCCAUUAAGAAAAUGGGGACUGGUGAAUAUGUAAUGAUUUGUAAAAUAUUUUAAUGUAAUUUUUUCAACUGUGAAACUGACUAUUGGUUUUUUGAUGAAAACAGGCUGCUGAUAAAAGUAUUUUUCUGUAAA